GUGUACAUGGAAUCAGGAAGUGACUGUAGUGGACUUUCACUGGUGUAUGUUGUGUUGAAAACACUUAGAUUGGAAUACAGGAGGUGUUGGGAGGGACCUGUUGUCAUCUGAAAACAGAAGGUUAAAAGGAAACACCAGGCUGGCAGUAUGAUUGCAGGAUACAGUCCCAUGGUCCAGGCACUCUUAGGGACCCUCUUCACUUGGGCACUUACAGCUGCUGGAGCCUCACUUGUUUUUAUAUUCUCCAGUGGACAGAAACGAAUCCUGGAUGGUAGCCUUGGAUUUGCAGCAGGGGUGAUGUUGGCGGCCUCCUAUUGGUCCCUUCUCGCCCCAGCGAUUGAAAUGGCAGAGGAGUCAGGGAAGUAUGGGGCUUUCGCAUUCCUUCCUGUUGCAGUGGGUUUCACGCUCGGUGCUGCCUUCGUCUAUGGCGCAGAUAUUCUGAUGCCAGCACUGGGUGCCGGAGAGGACCCCCAUCUAGCCUUCGGGUUCGGUCAGGACUACAAGCCAGCCAAGGAGAAGGAGGACCCAGCCUGCCUGCAGACUGAUGACCAGGAGCUGUCUGUCAGGAUAGGUAGAACUAGACUGCAUUCAGAUAAAGUAGAGAAUGGGGAUGUGUACCUGAGAAGGAAAGGUCCUCUUACUAGCCCUGUGGAAGACCAGGGCCUGUCCCACAAUUCCAGAGACCUGCCGGAGAGAUCAAGAAGCAGCUGGCGUCGCAUUGUGCUCCUGAUCCUCGCCAUCACAAUUCACAACAUCCCAGAGGGUCUGGCUGUUGGAGUUGGCUUUGGAGCUGCUGGAAAGACUCUGUCAGCCAGCUUUGAGAGCGCACGUAAUCUUGCCAUUGGAAUCGGGAUUCAGAACUUCCCAGAAGGCCUUGCUGUGAGUCUUCCACUUCGAGGUGCUGGAAUGUCAACAUGGAAGGCUUUCUGGUACGGGCAGCUGAGCGGGAUGGUGGAGCCCAUGGCAGGGGUGUUGGGUGCCUUUGCUGUGGUCGUGGCUGAGCCACUGCUCCCCUAUGCUCUAGCCUUUGCUGCUGGAGCCAUGGUUUACGUGGUGAUGGACGACAUCAUUCCUGAGGCACAAGUCAGUGGAAACGGAAAGCUGGCCUCAUGGACCUCCAUCCUGGGCUUCGUAGUGAUGAUGUCACUGGAUGUCGGGCUUGGCUAAUUCACAGUUGUCCUGCUAGCUCCCAAACCAGGAACGAUUUACCAGCCGUCUUCAGUGAAAAGGACCGAUCUCUUAUUUUCUUUCCUUCAUGCAGUUUGUUUACUGGAAAAAAAAAAAUGCUGGUUACUAUUUUAUUGUGGGCAAUUGUAAAGGUUUUUAUUAUGAUUAUUUUGAUUGUAUGUUAUCGUUUUGUUUGUAAGACCAUUCCAUUUUACAGAUGACUCGAUGGGCCAGAUUGAUGUUAACUAUAAAAUACUUAAUCUACUGUACUGUGCGGUAAAGACUUCUGAUUGCUGUAUUGUAGAGUCACGUCCAUAGGCAGGCCCCAUUCAUUUAUUCUGUCACAUGUUACCUCUGUAGCAGAGACCAGAAUAGUUCAGGUCUCCAUUUGGCCGAUCAGAAAUCUGUCUAAUACCAUACCCACUGACUGUUUUGUACUCAUUGUGUUUUUACAAUACCAGCUGGUCUAUGGCUACAUAAACUGUAAAAAAAAAAAAAAAAGAUAUCUCAGCACCAUUAUGAGUGAUAAAGAAUAUGAAUAGACCACAGUAUGAAUUUGCCUCUGCUUUUCAAAAUUGAGCAUCCCAUAAAAGGAGAGGGUGGUUAUUUUUUUAAGAGCAGCUCCAUACAUACCACACUUCAUACAAUGCAACAAUAGCUUUCAAGUGUAUAUUAUUUUCAAUAAUGGGGAGGGGGGUGGGGGUAGAUAAGCCAAGGUAAUGAUUGUAUACAUUUAAAAUAUGAAAGGAUUUAAAAGGGCUGUCGUAUUUCUUUUUGCCCUGGAGGAUAAGCUUGCUGUGAUUGACGCACUGGCAGUCUGCCAGACCAUGUAGUUAUCACAGCAAACAAAAGCUGUCACCAGCGAGGUGUGGCAUGUAGUAGAGAACAAUAUCAACAGAGAAUGAUUUCCUAGCAUGACACUAAUGCUCGGUGUGAAUGUUAGUAUUUGUUUUCAACUAGUUGUUUAUCUUUGUAUUACCAGUGGGAAAAAAAACAAUAUAAAUAUUUCUCGCUGAGCUAGAUGCACUAAGCUCCAGUGUUCAAUCAUUUAUUAGAAAAUUGUAGAUUGGCUGUAGCAAACGUCAAAUUAAUAUUUUCAGUUGUUUUUCAUUUCUAAUUUUGCGCUGGAGCUUAGUAGAUUGGGACUGGCGUGAUUCCACUAGAACGGGGCAGCUAUUUGAAUUCAAUUCUAGACGGGAACGGCAAAAAGGGGAUGUUUUCUUUAAAAUGAUCAAUUAUAUUCAUAUUAAAAAAGAGAAUGCAAAGAAUUGCAUAUUGAACAGGGUCUGUGCUUGGGCUCGGAUAGUGAGGUACUCCAGUCCAGCAAAAACUCCCAACAUUUGAUGUAUUACUGAGAUGAGCGUAUGAGAGAAAUCAUGUUUCGUCAACUGUUAUUUCGGCAAUGGAAGGAAUAUUGCAUUAAUUGCUGCCGCUGUAAUAAUUCGCUAUUUAGACUAAAGCUUCCAUAUUGAAAGGCCACAAUCUCAAAGAGUCUCUUCUUAGAUUAAUAAAUACAGAAAACAACAAAGUAAUUGUUUUAGCGAUGAAGUGGUGUAGUCCCUUGCUGAAGCCCCAGAUCGGUGUGGGACAGCCUUACAACAUAUCUGAUAGGCAGACUUGUAGGCGUUCACAUUUUAGUUCAGAAACUAGCUCCACUGGAGUACUCCUGUCAUAUUUAUAGCUCAAUUCUUAAUGCUUCAUGCUGUACGUAGAGAGAAGACUCUAAAAUGGAAGAUAUGGCCAGCAUUCUUUUUUCACCCCCAGUGUGUGUAUCUGAGCUUGGACAUCAUGAUGCUUAUGCUUGAUUUGUCUGUACCUUUUUAUGUUAAGGGUGACGUUAAUAGUUACUCUGUGGUUUUGUUUUUUUUAGAUUUUAGCGUUUUACCCUAAAUUCACACUAAUGUGCCGAGGUUUACUACAUUUUUGUUCCAGUCUAAAGUUUACACCACUGUGAUUCAUCUAUAAUAAUAAUUGCUAAAGGGCUAAAACUUGCAUGCAUAUUGUUUUUUACUAGCCAUUCUGACCACCACUACUGUACAAGCUUGUCAUCGAAGCAUGUCGAGGAUGCAGAAAGAUUGUCACUGUUAAAGCGACAGUUAUAAUCUGUCAUUCCUGAUAGACUGCUAGAUUAGGGAUGGCACACCCCCCAGGAACAAUGAGGAAAUAAUCUACAAACAACGACAAUGUCAGGGAUUUAAUGUGGCACACAACAGUGCUAAAAAUGCAAAGGCAUUAAAUUAGUGGGGUUUUUUUUUGUUUUUUUUACUUUGCUUCUUGUAUACUUUGGAGAUUUCCUAAAUUAAGUAUAGCCUGCCAAGACAGGUCAGUUUAAAUUAGAAAAUCUACAAAAUAGAGGGGAAUGUUAAGCUUCCAAGAGUUGGUUGUUACAUAAUGCUGAAACCAGCUCAUUCUAACAUCUGGGAAGGGAGGUGUCACUGGUUUAUGAAUUGUACAAACACAAUUAUGUACAAAAUGUAAACACAAUAGCAGGGAGCGCAUUUAGUUUUCCAGUGUUUGAUUUAUUCUGUUUUGUUUUAUUUAAAUAAAGACCUUAGUUGACGCUCCAGGUGAGAAGGAGAUAUCGGUUUAUUUUUAUGUGCAACAUGAAAAAUAAAAUCCAUGUACUGUAACUUUGCCACAUUGGGAUCUUUGGAAUAAA
Molecule: messenger RNA, 3826 nt
Organism: Polyodon spathula (Mississippi paddlefish)
Lineage: Eukaryota; Metazoa; Chordata; Actinopteri; Acipenseriformes; Polyodontidae
Product: zinc transporter ZIP11-like
Exons: 11
Coding region: 148-1167 (339 amino acids)
Biological process (GO): zinc ion transmembrane transport
Cellular component (GO): membrane
Molecular function (GO): zinc ion transmembrane transporter activity
Source: RefSeq, a predicted model, not a curated record